CCUAUGAACAUCAUACUCUUUGGCGAAACGGGCGCAGGCAAAAGCUCCAUAGUAAACAUGCUCGCCGGAUACAACGUCGCAAGAAUCUCGAGCAAGGCCGAGGGCUGCACGUUCAAGUGGGACCGCUACCCCGUCGAGAUCAGCGGCAAGCACUACAACAUCUUCGACACCGCGGGGCUCGACGAGGGCGAGGAAGGCACGAUGCCGGCCGAAGACGCGGUCGUGCAGCUCUACCAGCUCAUCACGAACGUCGAGGACGGCAUCAGCCUGAUCGUGUUCGUCAUGCGCGGACCGCGCAUCAAGGAGGCGGCGCACAGGAACUGGCGCCUCUUUUACGAGAUCUUCUGCCGGCAGAAGGUGAAUGGCUCGAUCAUCAUCACGGGCCUCGAGCAAGAGGAGGACAUGGACGAUUGGUGGCCGGAGAACAAGGGGCACUUCUACAGCUACGGUAUGCGUCCGUUUGGCGCUGCGGGUAUCACGGCGACUCCGGGAAAGUUGAAGGGGAGUAGGUGUAUAUAUCAGGAGGAGUAUGACGAGUCGACGUCGAAGAUUAAGAAGAUGAUCAGGGAGCAUGCGAUGCCGGAUCCGCAACGGAUUGACAAGAUUGAGUGGUUCACGGAUGUGCUGUGGCUCGGUUGUGUAAAGGUGGGUAGGAAGAGCACGGAUGAGGUUCGGCGGCUAGUAGACCGAUGCGGGAUGUCAUCGGAGGA
Messenger RNA from Coniophora puteana RWD-64-598 SS2, 710 nucleotides. RefSeq lists its product as uncharacterized. The transcript has a single exon. The annotation marks the transcript as partial. Lineage: Eukaryota; Fungi; Basidiomycota; Agaricomycetes; Boletales; Coniophoraceae. Gene Ontology annotation, molecular function: GTP binding. The record is from RefSeq and is a predicted model, not a curated record.